Molecule: messenger RNA, 1568 nt
Organism: Vigna umbellata (rice bean)
Lineage: Eukaryota; Viridiplantae; Streptophyta; Magnoliopsida; Fabales; Fabaceae
Source: RefSeq, a predicted model, not a curated record
UAAAAAUAUAUAUUAUGUUCAAGAAUAUGGCAUCAGGUGGUUCUGGCCCUCCUAAUCCACCUUCAGGAAAUCCCGAUAAGGGGAAGGGGAAGAAAUCUUAUGUAGUGAAGUUGAUGACACGUUUCAAUAAUGAAAUUGGUUCAACCAGUCAGCCAACUACACCUACCUCUACCUCCACUGCUAGAUCUGUUCCACCUCCAUUAGUUGUUCCUGCCUUCACUCCCACUCCACAUCAAGUUCCUACAUCUACACCCACUCCAUACCAAGUGCCUCCUCAUGGAAUGGCUUCACUCUCUCCCAAUGUUGGUUCUAACCCAUCAACUCCCACAAAUAUUGCACCAUCACCUGGUACAGACGAUGCAAAUCCACAUUCCAGUUCAGCCGCCAAUUAUGUCGAAGAAUGUUUCAAUAGUCGUCCAAUGAUUACACCUGUUGGAGGAGGGUUUUAUCCUACAAAAACUGCAUCGAAGGCAAUCACAGCCACCAUCAAGCAACAGUUUGAUGAGCCAUGGCUAACAUGGGGCUCAAUCCCUAAGUCAACCAGAGAUGUCUUCUUCGAACGUUUUAAGAGAAAGGUUUCAUGGAAGCCUGAAGAUGAGGAAAAGGUAAAAAAGAAUUAUCACACCAAGGCAUCUCAUAGACUCUCUGAGAUGUAUAAAAAAGCUAGAACUAUUGGAAAAAAACCUGAUUGGCUGGGGGACGAUACUUGGAAUGCUCUUUUGGAAAAGUGGAACAUGCCACUUUAUAGACAAAAAGUGUGAAACAACAAAGAAGAAUCAGACAUCUGAAAAGGGUGGUUGUUUGCACAUUGGAGGGUCUAUAAGCGUGCAUGAGCAUGCUAUUCGUUUGUCACAGGAGCUUGGUCGGUCUGUGCAUGUUGAUGAAAUAUUUCAGCAGACACAUAUUCGUCAAUCAACAGGGGAAUUUGUGGACGAAAGGUCUAGGCGGACCCAUGAACAAUUUGUUGCAAAAUUUUCUCAAAUAAGAUCUGAGACUGCAUCUGUUGGUGUCUCAGCAUCUUCUUCUCUAGACCCUACGGAGGAGGAAAGAUUGAGAAACCGAUGUUGGUUAGAGGCUGCUGGUGGAAGAUACAAGGGACGCGUAUAUGGCAUUGGAAAUGUCAGUUCCCAAGAUGACUGUGUCGAUAGUUACAUCCAACAGACACAAGCAUCUUCUUCUGCUCAACAACAAAAUUUAGAAGAAAUUGUUAAUCUGAAAUCGCAGUUACAACAAUAUGGUCAGCAGCUUCAAAAGUUUGAAGGCUUUAUUGGCGUCCUCCUGCCAUUCCUUCCGCCUUCAGCAGUCGCAGCUGCACAAGACUUUUUAAACCUUCAAAAUCCUCAACUUCAAAAUGAAGUACCCAAUGAUGUCCAACCAGAACAGCAACCUCCAGAACAGCAACCACCACACCAGCAACCAACAGAUGAACAACCAGAAGAUGGAAAUGAUUAUAUGCAUUAUUAGGCAUUUUAUAGAACUUAUUUCCAUUAUUGUUGAACUUAUUUAGAAGCACAAUCACAAUCCGUUUAUGAACUUACCUGAUGUUUAUUCUUGCACUUAUAUUGAUG